AUGGCCAAAACUGGUCCUGAGAACGUCAACUGGCUAAUCGAACUGUACCACGAAAUGCCCUUUCGACCCUUCAUUUAUUCCAUGAAAUCUCCUGCUGAACCUGGUUGUCUCACGCCACAUUCAAGAAGAGGGAGAGAAACCGCACCAUAUCUAUCUUACAUCAUCGACAACUAUGACUCUCUACCGGACUACUCCAUAUUCAUCCACUCGAAAGACGAGCAAUGGCACAACGACAUUCUUGGCACAAAAUCGGCAGACACAAUAAAGGCUCUUCGCUUCGAGCACAUCAACGCUACUGGGUUUGUCAACCUACGCUGCGCCUUGAAUCCUGGAUGUCCUCUUGGAGUUAACCCGCUCGAUCCUACCAAAGAAGACAUUCGGCGCAAAGACACAAGAGCUUUCUUCGCUGAGAUAUACAUGGAGCUGCUUGAUGUGACACGCGAUCAAGUCCCACGCCAUAUAGGAAAUGUUUGUUGUGCACAGUUUGCUGUCACCAGGGCUCGUAUCUUACGACGACCAAAGAGUGAUUACGAGAGAAUGCUGCGGUGGGUCGAGAACAGUCAUGAGGUCGAUUUUGGCAUAGGCUGGGUGUUUGAAAAACUUUGGGACACGAUUUUCGGCAUGGAUGCGAUAAACUGUCCUAACUAUGAGCAAUGCCGCUGCGAUUUGUAUGGUUGGUGUGGACCAUUGGCGUCCGGCGAAACACUACGACCUAAGAUUACAACCGAGAGCGAGUAA
Aureobasidium pullulans EXF-150 is the source of this 738-nucleotide messenger RNA. RefSeq lists its product as uncharacterized. The record is from RefSeq and is a predicted model, not a curated record. NCBI's taxonomy places the organism in Eukaryota, Fungi, Ascomycota, Dothideomycetes, Dothideales, Saccotheciaceae. The transcript is spliced from 2 exons. The coding region runs from base 1 to 738 and encodes 245 amino acids.